Photinus pyralis (common eastern firefly) is the source of this 1361-nucleotide messenger RNA. RefSeq lists its product as uncharacterized. NCBI's taxonomy places the organism in Eukaryota, Metazoa, Arthropoda, Insecta, Coleoptera, Lampyridae. The coding region runs from base 27 to 1361 and encodes 444 amino acids. The transcript has 8 exons. The record is from RefSeq and is a predicted model, not a curated record.
UAAGAUAUCACCUCCAAAGAGCAUCGAUGGCUUCCAACAAUCCGAUUGAUGCAGCGAUCGGUACAUAUUUCUUGAGGCUCCAUGCUAGACUGCAAUCUUUGGAAAAACAGAUAAGAAGUAAUUCUGAAAGUAUUAAAACCAAACACAUUGACGCGUUGAACGAAAUCGAUGAAGAUUUACGUUCCAAUAUACGAACUUUACACGGUUUAAUUGAUACUGCUUUAAAUGUGAACGAUGAAACUAAUAAAGUAAAGGUUAAUGUGCAGAACUUAAUCGACAAACUGAAGAGUUUCGUUGCCGUCCCUUGUUAUUUAAUCGGACAGGAACAAGUUACUUACGCCGUACAAUUUAAUUGUGAAGAUCCAUUUGAAAAUUUGGAAGAAACUGUUUCUUCGCAAUUUAAAGAAACCGAAACUAGUUUUAGACUUUUACGUGAAGACGAAUUGCCCGAAAAUUAUCACGUUGAGUUACCCGACGAUUUGGCUUCAUUAGAAGUUGUACACUUGAAUCGAAGUUUGACAAGGUCUCCCGAAUCAGUUUCAUCUAACUCGUCAAUGGCACUUAGUCAAAAUAGCAGUGUAUCACAUACUCGAAGUAAACCGUCAAAGAUGACACCCAAGACGAAAGCAGUAGAGGGAUGGAUCAAAGGUGUUCACGAAUCAACUUUUACAAUAAACACUCCUAUAUUCAAACCAAAGGAUCGACAUUCUGUGAACAUCAGCUACAUAGCCAAUCCAGAAAAUUUUUAUGUGCAAGUUGAUUCUCAAAUGAAAGAGCUGCAACGUUUACAUGAAGAAAUUCAAAAUUAUGUUAAACGUUUUACUGCUCGUGUGAAAAGAAUUCCCGAAAUAGGAUCCCUUUACAUCGUAAAUUAUCAUGCAACAGAAUGGUAUCGAGGUAGAGUUAUAGAUAUUGAAAAAAGUAGUAACUGCAAUGUUUAUACUGUUGAAUUUAUCGACUAUGGCAACACAAAGCUAGUUACGGAACUGAAAGACUUCAUUGAGAUAAUCGGCGCAUUUAGCGAACCGCCUCCGUUUGCGCAAAGGUGUAAAUUAUUUGACAUGCAUCCUACUGCACCGUGUUGGAGUGAAAGAGAAACACGUUAUAUGGCCGAAAUUAUUGCAGGCACAGAAGUUAUCAUGGUUAUCAUGGAAUACGCUAGUGAUAUUUUGGAAGUUGAUUUACUCUCAUGUUCUGGCGCAGAAACAACGUCAGUGCGAGACGCGUUACUAUUUGCAGGUUAUGGUGUAUCUGAAUUGAAAGUCGACUGUUUAUUGUCGGAAAUAUUGAUCCCUAUCGCCCUAUCCAUUAAGGAUAACUUUGAAAUAGGUCCUCUUUACGGGCUUAUACCGAAACACUGA